CUUUUGCCGGUGGCUCCAUUUCUGGUUUUCUUUGGGGAGGGGGCUAGUGCCAGCGGCUGUGUGUGUUGUGGCCCUGUGUACCCGUGUCCUGGCCGGGCCCACACCCCCUGUGUCCUAACCCCUCUCCCUCCUCCCUCAGCUCGCCUCACCGGAGGCCAGAUGUGCCGUCCACACUUGUUGCACAGCCCGGGGCUGCCGUGGCUGGACGGGGGUAAAGCAGCCCUCUCCGCGGCCGCAGCGCACCACCACAACCCCUGGACCGUGAGCCCCUUCUCCAAGACUCCGCUGCCCCCCUCGGGUGCUGGAGGCCCCGGAGGCCCCCUCUCCGUGUACCCAGGGGCGGGGGGCGGGAGCGGGGGAGGCAGUGGGGGCUCGGUGGCCUCCCUCACCCCCACUGCCGCCCACUCUGGCUCCCACCUUUUCGGCUUCCCACCCACGCCGCCCAAGGAAGUGUCUCCUGACCCCAGCGCCACGGGGGCUGCCUCCCCAGCCUCCUCCUCCGCAGGGGGUAGUGCUGCCCGGGGGGAGGACAAGGAUGGCGUCAAGUACCAAGUCUCCCUGGCCGAGAGCAUGAAGAUGGAAAGCGGCAGCCCCCUGCGCCCAGGCCUGGCUGCCAUGGGCACCCAGCCUGCCACACAUCACCCCAUCCCUACCUACCCCUCCUACGUGCCGGCUGCCACCCACGACUACAGCAGCGGACUCUUCCACCCUGGAGGCUUCCUGGGUGGCCCUGCCUCCAGCUUCACCCCUAAGCAGCGCAGCAAGGCACGCUCCUGCUCAGAAGGCCGGGAGUGUGUCAACUGCGGGGCCACAGCCACUCCUCUCUGGCGGCGAGACGGCACCGGCCACUACCUGUGCAAUGCCUGCGGGCUCUACCACAAGAUGAACGGGCAGAACCGGCCGCUCAUCAAGCCGAAGCGGAGGCUGUCUGCUGCUAGGAGAGCUGGCACCUGUUGUGCAAAUUGUCAGACGACAACCACCACCUUAUGGCGCCGAAACGCCAAUGGGGACCCUGUCUGCAAUGCCUGUGGCCUCUACUACAAGCUGCACAAUGUGAAUAGGCCACUGACCAUGAAGAAGGAAGGGAUCCAGACUCGGAACCGGAAGAUGUCCAACAAGUCGAAGAAGAACAAGAAGGGGGCAGAGUGCUUCGAGGAGCUGUCCAAGUGUAUGCAGGAGAAGGCCUCCCCCUUUAGCGCUGCCACCCUGGCCGGACAUAUGGCACCUGUUGGCCACCUCCCACCCUUCAGCCACUCGGGACACAUCUUGCCCACCCCAACACCCAUCCACCCCUCCUCCAGCCUCUCCUUUGGCCACCCCCACCCAUCCAGCAUGGUGACCGCCAUGGGCUAGGGACAGCCCUCCACGAAUGGACAGAUGGAUGCAGAGGAAGGUGGCCUGCAGCUGAAGGCUGGGUGCUCCAAGGAUGGGUGAACCAAAACCUUACCUGUCUGCCCUUCCCCAAAGACUGAUGCUUCUCCUGUCAGCCCAGCCCGAGCCCCAUGCUGCCCUACCUGUGGGUGCUCUGCUCGGCAGUCGCCGGUCACUAUGAAGAUUCUUACUGGGGCUGAGGGGUGGCCUCAGCCCAGCUGCUACCCAGGUGGGGUUUCCAUCACGGACAAUUGUUGGAGAGCAGAAAGGACAACUUUAUGAAGAGCGGAGGAGGGAGUAGGGGACAAACAAAGGAAACCAUUUUUAGAAGGAAAAAGGAGUAAGCAGAAAUAACUUAUUUCACUCUUGUUUCUCGCAAGGACUGGGAGAGGUCUGAGCUGCCCCAGGUGCUCCUGGUCUUCCUCCGCUUGGCCUGUCAUCCACUUGCCAGGGCUCCGGGGGCAGAUCUGUGAGGGACUUAGCCCACACCUUCUCCUGGGGCUUCCGGCUCUGAGAUGCUGAACCCCAGGCUGGGCCUCGCCAAUCUAGAGGGGUCAUGGCCUAUGGGAGGCUGAGCCAGUGCGUGCCCUGCUGAUGGGCCCUGGAGGGCAGAGACAAUCACAGUCCUACAUAGAUUCCCAGGCCAGGGCUGGGUCACAGGAAGGAAACAACAUUUUCUUGCGAGGGGAAAUGUCUCCCAGCUCGCCGCUCCCCUGGCUCUGAGGCUGAAGCUGGUGUGGUCUGUGUCCCCUUCACAGCCGAGCUACCGCCUGCCUCCUCUGCCAGGUGGACCCCUGUACAUACAUCCUUUUUCUGCUAACCCCUCGACCCCCUUCCCUCCCACUAUGAGACAAAAGAAAAAAUAUUUUAAAAGACUGCAUAAGCUUAACUCGCUGAUGAGUUGUUUUAUUUUUAAACUCUUUUUGGGUCCAGUCAAACGUACUUCGCCACAGAAGCCUUUCUUAUGGAAAGGAAUAAAACCUACAAAUCAAG
This is a messenger RNA of Myotis brandtii (Brandt's bat), 2364 nucleotides long. RefSeq names its product GATA binding protein 2 (gene GATA2). Lineage: Eukaryota; Metazoa; Chordata; Mammalia; Chiroptera; Vespertilionidae. The annotation marks the transcript as partial. Gene Ontology annotation, cellular component: nucleus. The record is from RefSeq and is a predicted model, not a curated record. The transcript has 5 exons. Gene Ontology annotation, biological process: cell fate commitment; negative regulation of transcription by RNA polymerase II; positive regulation of transcription by RNA polymerase II. Gene Ontology annotation, molecular function: DNA-binding transcription factor activity, RNA polymerase II-specific; zinc ion binding; RNA polymerase II cis-regulatory region sequence-specific DNA binding.